Molecule: messenger RNA, 1578 nt
Organism: Ramularia collo-cygni
Lineage: Eukaryota; Fungi; Ascomycota; Dothideomycetes; Mycosphaerellales; Mycosphaerellaceae
Exons: 5
Coding region: 1-1578 (525 amino acids)
Source: RefSeq, a predicted model, not a curated record
AUGGCUUCUCGGUGUGAGAUUUUAGCGGCUUUGAAAGGGCAAGAGGUUCGUGUUCCGGAUCUGCAAACCCUGCUUCAGGAAUGGCCGCAAUACACGAAUCAGCAUCUAGAGCGGCUCAAAAUCGAUGUUGAUGCAAAGCUUGAGGAGUUGAUACCCGCUGGCAAAAGGCUCCAGCAGAUGAAGAGGGGAAACAUUGCGCAUUUCGCAGCCACCUGGUGGCCAUAUGCUGAGUACGAGCCGUUGAAGUAUCUCGCAUAUCUUUCAAUAUGGCUUUUCAACUGGGACGAUGAAACGGACUCCAACGAAUUCUCCAACAUGGCAGAUCAUUUCGACGCCGAGCAACGCUUUCGCCAGGACACUCUCGCUUUCAUGCGUCAGUGCUUGUCUUUGACGCCAGCGAGCGACAGCGAGCCCAGUGAUUCAAGAGAGGGGUCUGGAGAUUCGCAUGCAUCAUCGUCAUCAUCAUCAUCGGGGUCCGCGGCAGCCGAGGCCUCGCCAAGCUCUUCUUCACCAUCCAUAGUGACGAGCACCGAGGCUCCCAGUACACAUGGCCCCAGCAGAAACACACUACGACCUCCACCCCCGAAGUUGGAACGCUCCGCAUCUUACAGAAAAUUCGCGUCGAGAUUCGCCCAGCAUGCUCGGCGUCCGUCGACGUCCCCGGCAAUAGGCGUCAAGUCCGCCACCAAAGAUCCCAAGGCUGAGGGGAGUGAUGAAGUCGAGUCCCCGCAGGAAUCAGGGAAGCAGGUUGAUCACAAGCCUCUAUCGUCGGCUCCUGGCGGCAAGUCCCGUCGAACAGCAAUCAAGAAACUCGCAUCUACAAUCGCGAAAUACUUUCGUCCACGGAAAGAUUCCGGCGUUGACAUGAGUUGCCCGGUAAUUGCGGUAGCUGAAGGUUCUGAGCAAGAAGCAGUCACAACCAGCCCAUCGAGAAGCCCACUGAUUUCAAGUUUCGAGACCAUUGCCGAAGGAGUUUGCCCUCAUCUUUCGCCUUUUGAGCAUCAAGUCUUUCUUCGGGAGUGCGAGAAAUUUGUCAAUGCGACAGAAAGCGAGCAGAAAUUGCGGGUCCGAGGAGUGCUGCCUGAUCUAGAGGAGUACACCGCCAUGAGACUAGACACGGGAGCCGUGGCGAUGUGUCUAGCUUUGCAUGAAUAUGCCCUUGGCGUCCAGGUCCCCGAUUCGAUCCGCACAGACCCAGACAUGGUAGAGAUCUGGCUCCAGGCAAACAACAUCAUCUGGAUGGUAAAUGACAUGCUCUCUAUAAAGAAGGAAAUAGCACAGGGCGAAACCGACAGCUUGCUCCCGAUUUUGAUUGGCCAAGGUAAAGGUCUACAAGCCGCCAUGGACCAUGCAUAUGGAAUGACCCAAAACGCAAAGUGGGCGCUGGACGCUGCUGCUCUGAGACUGGCCGAGAAAGUGAGUGCGUCUUAUGAUGAGCGAGUAUGUGAGGAUGUGAAGAAGUUUGUGGAUAGCUGCCGAAUGGCAUGCACAGGAAGCAYGAACUGGAGUGUUGAGAGUGGGAGAUACAAGAUCGGGGUGUCGAGUUUAGCGGGCGGCGUGGUGAUUUGUCUGGAGUGA